Molecule: messenger RNA, 1617 nt
Organism: Epinephelus fuscoguttatus (brown-marbled grouper)
Lineage: Eukaryota; Metazoa; Chordata; Actinopteri; Perciformes; Serranidae
Product: zinc finger BED domain-containing protein 4-like
Exons: 2
Coding region: 117-884 (255 amino acids)
Biological process (GO): regulation of transcription by RNA polymerase II
Cellular component (GO): nucleus
Source: RefSeq, a predicted model, not a curated record
UUAAUGACGGGUUCGCUACCUACAUUAACUGAGUCAUUGUAGCUGCCAGCAGACUGGUACAACACUUCAAUAAUAGCAAUCCAGCAAACAAAGCGCUUGAAGCAAAACAGAAACAGAUGCAGCUGCCGUCUCAUAAACUCAUCCAAUCCUGUAAAACCAGGUGGAAUUCUGUCUGUGACAUGUUUAGCAGAGUAACGGAGCAGCGGUGGGCCGUGUCUGCUGUACUAUCAGACCGCACAGUGACCAAACUCACAGACGCGAGGACGCUGGAGUUGAGAGAUGAGUUCUGGCAGUUGAUGGAGGAUGUAGCGCCAGUGCUGGAAACACUCAAGUGUGCAACUACCGUCAUGUCUACUGAGACUGAGGUGUCCAUAUCAGACACGUAUCCCAUCACCUUCAGCCUGAUCAACGUGCAUCUCAAGACAGACGAGGGAGACACCAGCAAAGUGGGGGAAUUCAAAUCCAGAGUGCGCACUUCACUGGGUGAAAGGAUGAAGAUUGAUUCUGAUGACCUGAUGUCAACACCACCAAUGCUAACCAUUAUGUUGGAUCCUCGACACAAGCACCUGGCAUUUCUGAUCCCAACGAGGAGGUUUGCAGCUCAUGCCAAACUGCUUCAACUGCUAGCAGAAGCAGAACAUGCGAGCUCCACAUCAGCAGAUGCAGACGCCGCUGGAGACCAGGAGCAGGUGGUCGGUGAAGUGCCAGUCCAGGAAGCUGUGCACAGACACAGUUCUUAUGCUUUACUCAUGGGUGAAAACUAUGCCACCAGGAGCACCAAUGACGUGGAAAAAGAAGUGGACAGCUUUCUGAAGGAUCCACCACCACUCCUUGAUUCUAGUCCCACAGCAUGGUGGAAAGUCAAUGAAGGUUUCCAAGGCUGACAAACCUGGCACAAAAAUACUUGGCCAUACCGAGCACGUCAGUCCCAGCUGAACGUGUAUUCUCAGCAGCUGGCCUCAUUGUAAACAGGCUGCGCACACGACUUACUCCUGACCAUGUUGAUAUGCUGAUAUUCUUGAACAAAAAUAGAUAGGUCUACAGUAUCUAUGCUAUGAGGAGCACCAGGGAUGUGUUUUUGGUUCUGUUUUAGGCAGGUGGGCACACAUAUCUUUCUCAGGGAUGUUUUUUGUUGUUUUCAGGCAGCCUGUAUUUUAGUUGACUAGAGCUACGAUAGUCCAGUCCUGGUCUACUAAUGUUAUUGUGAUAUUGUCACAUUUCCCAGGGAUUUAUAAAUGCUGCUAAUAUUCCACAUGUGACAGAUGAGACAGUGCACAAUUUAUUACCUUAACCUUAUUUAAUUUUCUUUUCAGAAUUUAUUUUAUUUGGUGCUAUUUAUAUGCUGCUAAGAGACAGUGCACUAAUUUAUUUUCAUAUUAAAGUAGCCUACAUAUUGUAUUCUUCUCUUCAGGAAUGUGAAGCUGCUGCUAUUAAUGUUUCCCAUGUCACAGAUGAGAGAAUGCCCAAUUUACUUUCAUGUUAAGUAGCCUGCGUAAUAUUGAUAUUUACUGUUCAGAAUAUCUUUGAUAUGCUACCAAAAUGCUGUCCUCAAAUAUAUCCCAAAAUAAAUCUUUGAUUAAGGAAUAUGAUUUGCAUUUGUUCUGUAUAUCAUAAGGA